AUGGAUUGUUGUCGAAGAGUAAUAUUCGUUAUUGUUUUGGUAUGUUUCGUCCGACACAGUCUUGCCGGUGACGAUAAUACAGUUAAUGCGAAUGGGACGAUAAAUUGGGCAGAUUUGCCUCCUAUUACCGAUGACUACGAGUCACCAGCGGAGUACGAUGAAGGAAAAUCGCCGUAUCCGGGAUUAUGGGCGAUGAUUGACGGUUGGAUCAAUGUUGUAUCUCCUGGAAGUCUGCCAUACGAUCUCAUCAACGAUGCAUUAGGCGGAUCAUUUGAAAUCACCGAAGUAACCAACCAUUUCACGGACUACUCGUCACUUCUCUUAGGUUUUGCGAUCUGUUUCGUUAUUGGAGCUCUCUUUCUGAUAAUAUUUCCAAUUGUUUGUGUAUGUUUUUGUUGCUGUCGAUGUUGUGGCAAGUGCGGGGGAAAGAUGUACCAGAAACAGACUGGGAAUAUGAGCUGCAAGCGAUGGACAUUCAUCCUCAUUCUGACGUGUGUAACUGUGGUUUUAGCUGGUGGCAUGGCGUGUUGUUACUUUGUCAAUGAAAGACAGACCACCGAGUUCCCCGCUGUAGGCCCUAACGUAAUAAUGAGUUUAGACGAUCUGUUCAAGUUCGUUGACAAUACCGUAGAUGAAAUCACAUUUGUCGCUAUCUCCCAAACUUCGUGGAUAUUUGAGCAAGUCAAAAAUGACUUGGACAAUGUUGGAACGUUGGUCGGUGUGCCGAUUCAAGAAGCGCUAGACCCGGUAGUUCAACCAGCAAUCGACGCAGUCCUUGAUAUGGUUGAUACGAUUACAGAUACACGAGAUGGAUUGUCGUCUUUAAACGCAAUGGUCACAGAUUUAGACUCUAAUUACACCGAUCUUACCGCUUCACUGUCCACCUUAAAAUCAAACAUAGACACAUUAUACACCACCUGUGUUGGUUGCUCCCCAACGCCAGGGAGCAUGGUGAGUACAUCAACCCUAGUCACUAAUAGAGAUUUCAGUGACGUUAUAUCUUCCGGAACAUACCCAAGGAUCAACGUUACAGCCACAAUAGUCGCUCUUGAUGCCAUUAUCGCUAACGAUCUAAAAGGUGAGGCUAAGGCCGGUGAGCAAACAUACAAAGACAUACCAGAAAUGAUACAAAACGAAACCAGCAGCGCCAUUGGAGAUCUGACUGACAGUUUCGACGAUUUCGAAGAUGAAAUCGCCAGUGGAUUGGACCCAAUGAUUGAAGCAUUAAACAAUCUGUCAUCUCAAACAGAGUCGUUCUACGACAUUAUCGAUGACGUCACUGAAAACGUAGAACGAUAUGGACCGUACAGAAGUAACCCGCUUAUCGUUUUAUGUUGUAUCCUCUUGGCAAUCGUGUGUUUGAAUUUACUCGGAAUCGCCUUUGGUAUAAUUGGCUAUGAUACUGAUGCUACGCCGACUCGACGCGGUGGAUUAUCCAACUGUGGUGGGAUACUACUGAUGUCGGCCGUAGGACUGUGUUUCAGUUUUGCCUGUAUUUACAUGCUUUUAACAGCAUUUCCCUUCAUAGUCGGUGGUCCAGUGCAUAAAAUAAUCUGCCAGCCGAUACUAACCCACGAGAUUUUCGAGAAAACUAUUGACCAACCAGACAUUAUCACUGACGGUUAUUUCUUGGGAGAUCUUAUGUUUGAUGACGGGAACGUGUCCUUGACAGUGACCGGAAUAUUGGAUGGUUGUGAAAACAACUUAGCAGCGUUCACAGUGUUUCAAUUAGAAAACAUCGUGAAUAUAUCUCAAUUUUUAGACAUAGACGAGUUUAUCCCGGAUGGUCAGUUUGACGACUUAAACGUAAAUAUUUCAGACCAAAUCGAAAUUAUGUCAGACACAACGCGAGACAACCUUUUGGAUGCACAGAAUGCGGGCGCAGCAGACAUCGACUGGACCGUUUUCAAAGCAGAGUUAAAUUCGAAUUUGAUUGAUUACGGAGAAAAUCUUGACGUCUUUGCUGACGCUUUGCAGGCAUAUAUAGACUCAUCACCAGGUUUUCCUAGCGGUGUAAAGAAUGAUUUCCAAUCGAUGGUAACAGUCAUACGUGAUCUGCAAGAUGGUGAAGUCGACCCAUUAGUAUCGCUCCGUGAUCAAGUACUUCAAACUGUACUGCAAGUCGAAACCGAUUCAAAUACUAUAGACACCGCCAUUAAUCUAACGAUCUGGACUGCGGAAGCUGCUGAUGUAUAUAUAGAAAACAACCUAGACAGCGUAGUGGCUGACGAAAUAAACGCAUUUCAGACGAGGAUUCUUGACUAUCCGCGUCAGUUUGUUGACUACGUCAAAGACAUGAUAUUCAACGAAAUCGGGAAAUGUCGCCCUGUUUACAAUUUGUUGCAACACUUCAUCAACACAGUUUGUCGAAGUUUCUUGGACGCAUUCAACGGACUUUGGUUCUGCAUGGGAUGGUGUGUUUUCUUCAUGAUACCAAGUAUUAUAUUUGGAGUCAAGUUGGCUAAGUACUUCCGCCGAAUGAACGAAGAAGACGUAUAUGACGAUGGUAUGGAAAUGCAAGACAAAGCGCCCUCUUACAAGUCUGGUCCUCCGAUAAACGCUUACGGGAAGAAUAAAGUUGACCCUGCGUUUUAA
This is a messenger RNA of Saccoglossus kowalevskii, 2595 nucleotides long. Its product is annotated as prominin-1-A-like. Gene Ontology annotation, molecular function: cholesterol binding. Gene Ontology annotation, cellular component: apical plasma membrane; cilium; microvillus. NCBI's taxonomy places the organism in Eukaryota, Metazoa, Hemichordata, Enteropneusta, Harrimaniidae. The record is from RefSeq and is a predicted model, not a curated record.